This is a messenger RNA of Aphidius gifuensis, 4832 nucleotides long. RefSeq names its product adenylate cyclase type 6. Bases 191 to 3898 code for a protein of 1235 amino acids. The record is from RefSeq and is a predicted model, not a curated record. Lineage: Eukaryota; Metazoa; Arthropoda; Insecta; Hymenoptera; Braconidae. Gene Ontology annotation, cellular component: plasma membrane. The transcript is spliced from 20 exons. Gene Ontology annotation, molecular function: adenylate cyclase activity. Gene Ontology annotation, biological process: adenylate cyclase-activating G protein-coupled receptor signaling pathway; intracellular signal transduction; cAMP biosynthetic process.
GUGGUAAUAAUGGAGUAACAACUCCAUAGUUCGAGGCCAGACAGCUUGGCUUUCGGAUAAACGUUUAAAAUAUAAAAAAAAUUGAGAAAAACCAAGGAAUAAAAAAAGCAGCUCAUUUUUUUUUUCCUUUUUUGAGUUUGAAUCCUCAAAAAGUAAAAAAAAAAAGUCUAUAUUUUAAAAUAAUAAAAAAAUGGAAAAAUUUGGAGAGUUGCCAAAAAAAGAAUGGAACCAAAGGUUGAGUCUGCGAGGAAGUCGACGCAGUCAUCAGGGUGAGCUUGGAACAAGAUCACUGAAUGCUUCAGUUCGGAGUACAAAAAGAUGGGCGAGCUUAAGACAGCACGUGACAAGUGGUGGUGAAAGUAAAAAGCCUAAUGUGGAUUUAUUGCUUAAUUAUGAUACAUCAACUCCAAGAGCACAAACACCUAGUUCACAGCCUCAUUCACCAAAUACACCUCGUACACCUCAUACACCACUUAAAAAAUCAAAUUGGGAAGUUAUUGAGCAUUUUACUGGUGCACCACGACCAUCAAUUGUUACGAUGGGAGUUGGAUCAGAAAUUGGUGUUAGUUUAGCAUCAACUGGAAUGAAUGAUGUUAAAUUUGAUCUUGCUUUACAUGCAGACUUGACAAAUCGACAAAAAUGUGGCCUAAGUCGAUUUUUAAGUACUCUUUGCAAGUCACAUCGCUUCAAAAAUCUUCAGGUAGAAAUGCUGUAUCAACGUUAUUUUUUGAGAAUGAAUCAAAGCAAUAUGACACAUGUGUUGGGUCUAUUAACAGGACUAUCCAUUGCCCUUGGAUUGCUUGUUCUUAGAUUAAUAUUCACGAGUGAACAGUCCUUUAUCACUCUCAUACGAAGAUCUGAGAAUCUCUCACUGUCUCUGACACUUUUGGCUUGUAUUGCAAUUUAUGCAGUUCUAGUUGCUGCAAUAUCAAGACCUGGCAUGAACGAAGUUUGGCUGGCUGGAGUUUCUGGAGCAAUUUUAGUUACUCUACUGGCACUUCAAAUAACACUGACAGUUCAUUUGGCAUACUUGUCAAAUUUAAAAGAAAGUGAGCUACAAUUUGAUGAUGAAAAUGUAAAAAAUAUUUAUACAACAAAAAAAAUUUCAAAAUUAAAAAUUGAUAAUAUGCGUACUGGUGGUCCACUAGCAGCAGCUUGGGCUGUUUGUUUUUUCAUCUAUAUGGCUUAUGCUUUAUUACCAAUUAGACUACGAUACGCUUGUAUUGCUGGUUUUAUAUUUUCUGCUGCUCAUCUUAUUGGAGCUUUGUUGCUCUAUUCAAAAGAUUAUCCAGCUAUGCUUGCUCACCUGCUGAGUUCGAUUGUUGUUGUUGGAGGAACAAAUGUAGCUGGUGCAUUGACACAUCAUCCUCGUGAACUAGCACAAAGACAGGCAUUUUUAGAAACUCGUCAAUGUGUUGAAGCAAGAUUAACUACCCAGCGAGAAAAUCAACAGCAGGAAAGACUUUUACUCAGUGUUUUACCACGUCACGUAGCUAUGGAAAUGAAAGCUGAUAUUGCUGGAAAACCAAAAGACACGAUGUUUCAUAAAAUAUACAUUCAAAGACACGAAAAUGUUAGCAUUCUUUUUGCUGAUAUAUGUGGAUUCACCUCGUUAUCUGAUCAAUGCACUGCCGAAGAAUUAGUUCGUCUACUCAAUGAGCUUUUUGCAAGAUUUGAUCGACUUGCAGCAGAGCAUUAUUGUUUGAGAAUAAAGCUCCUUGGGGAUUGUUAUUACUGUGUUUCCGGUUUGCCCGAGCCACGACCUGAUCAUGCUCAAUGCUGUGUUGAAAUGGGGCUUGACAUGAUCGAUGCUAUUACACUCGUUAGGGAAGUGAUGGCAGUGAAUGUCGACAUGAGAGUUGGCAUUCAUACUGGUCGUGUACAUUGUGGUGUUCUUGGCUUAAGAAAAUGGCAAUUUGAUGUAUGGAGUAAUGAUGUUACUCUAGCAAAUUACAUGGAGAGUGGAGGAAUACCAGGACGUAUACACAUAACGAAAGAAACCCUUGACUGUCUUGGUGGUGAUUAUGAAGUGGAAGAAGGCCAUGGAAGUGAAAGAAAUUCAUAUUUAAAAGAGCAUAAUAUUCAAACGUAUCUUAUUGUACCAGGUGAUACAUUUAAAGAUAAUGUAACGAGUCCAUGUUUAAAAAAAACUUAUCAAUUAAAUGGUAGUAUUUCCAAAGAAAUGAGAAUGAUGGGUCAUGGCUCUCAACAUGGUAAACAAACAAAAUCUGAUAGAUUAUGUUUUGGUGAAACUGUUGAAUGUGAAAAAGAUCCAGAUGAUGAAGUUAAUGAGUACUUAAUGAGAGCUAUUGAUGCAAGAAGUAUUGAUAGACUUCGUGCUGAACAUUGUAUUCCAUUUAUUCUGACAUUUCGUCGACCAGAUAUUGAAGAAAAAUAUUCAAGAGAACGAGAUCGUAUGCUAUCCGCGUACUUUGUUUGUUCGGGUUUUGUAUAUAUUGUUGUCGUGGUUUCCAUAGCAAUCACUCUGUCUGGGAGUAUAUAUUUUUAUGCAUGUACAGCAGUCAGUUUGCUUGUGAUUGCUCUUAUAAAUGGAAUUCUCUUGGCUGAAAAAAAUGAGACAAUGCCACAAUGGAUAAGAAAUGUAUCAGUGUCAAUUUUUGAGAAUCGAAUGAUUGCUCAGAGUAUCGCUUCAGUUGUUGUCUUCCUAACUUUCAUUACAGUACUAUCACCUUUGGUCACGCUUGACAAUAGCAAUGUCUGUUGCAAUAUGACUUCACCAGCAGACACACAUGACAAUUUAACUGUGAUUGUACAAAGUACUCAAGUUGCCCAAGGGCCCUGUUACUAUACUCUCUUUGCAGAUUUAUUUCCGGUAUUGGUGAUGUUGGUGAUGGUUACAUGUGCUGUCUAUCAAAUUCUAACAUCUGUAUUUAAAGUUGCAGUACUUAGUAUUGUUGUUGCUUGUUAUCUUAUUGUCAGCAUGUAUCAAGCACUUGAUGAAGAAAAUAAUGAUCAAACUGGAAGAUGGCUUGCUGGUGUUUUAGUUAUUUUUUUUAUGGCAUUUCUUGUUGCACAUUCACAACAUACCGAAGCAACUUAUCGUCUUGAUUUUCUUUGGAAACUUCAAGCAACUGAAGAAAAAGAUGAAAUGGAACAUCUCAAAGCAUAUAAUCAAAAAUUACUUGCAAAUAUAUUACCAGAACAUGUUGCUGAACAUUUUCUCUCAACAUUUAAUUCAGACGAAUUAUAUCAUGAACAAUGUGAUUCAGUUUGUAUAAUGUUUGCAUCAAUACCAAAUUUUUCGGAAUUUUACGUUGAGCUUGAAGCAAAUAAUGAGGGUGUUGAAUGUUUACGACUCUUGAAUGAAAUAAUUGCUGAUUUUGAUGAAAUUUUAGCUGAUGAAAAAUUUCGUUAUAUUGAAAAAAUUAAAAGUACUGGUGCAACAUAUAUGGCAGCUUCAGGUUUGACAAAAAGUACUCGUGAUACAAAAGACUUUAAACACGUUGUGGCAAUGGCUGAUUAUGCUUUACGUAUACGUGAUCAAUUGGCAUAUGUUAAUGAGCAUAGUUUCAAUAAUUUUCGUAUGCGUGUUGGUAUUAAUAUUGGACCAGUUGUUGCUGGUGUUAUUGGUGCAAGAAAACCACAGUAUGACAUUUGGGGUAAUGCUGUUAAUGUUGCAUCACGUAUGGAUUCAACUGGUAUACUUGAUUGUAUACAAGUUACACAAGAAGUUAAAGAUAUUUUAAGUGAUAAAGGUUAUUCAUUGACUUGUCGUGGUACAAUACAAGUUAAAGGUAAAGGUAGUAUGAUUACGUAUUUUCUUGAUGGACCAAGAGAUACAAAUAAAAUGGAAACAAUUCAAGAAAAUGAUAUUUAUGCUAAUAGUAAUAAUUCAAUUGAUCAAAAAAUUACAUCGAAAAAUGGCCUUACAUAUUGAGGCUAUUUAAAAGAAAAUCAAUGAUGAUUAAAAUACUAUAUAUUUAUAAUAAAAACAAUUUUUAAUAAUGAUAAAUUACAUUGAGCUUAUAGACUCUUUGAUUUUAUCUUGACAAUUAAUGUUCGAUAAUUGGUAGUUGUCUUUAUUUGACUGAUAAAAAAUUCAAUUAUUGAAUUAAGGUAUCUUGAAGUUUGUAGUUUCAAGAUACAAUAUUCAUUUAAUCAAAAAUUUUGAAAAAAUUCAUACGUCAUUGAUAAAAUAAAAAAGUAAAUUUUGAAAUUAAUUCAUCAUGUUGAUAAUGAUGAAAUUAAAUAUAUAUUUAAUAAUUGCGCACAGUCAUACCUUGAAAAUUCAGAUAUAUAUAUUUACAAAUUAUAUAAAUAAAUAAAAAAUAUAUAUUUAUUUCUAUGUUAAUUUUUUAUAAUAAUUUUGUCAAAUUAAUAUGAGUUAAGUGACAAUGUUUAUUAUAAAAAAAAAAUACUAAUUUCAAUAUUGUGAUAGAUAAUAGUUAUUUGAUGGUAAACUUUUUCAUUAUGCAGUAAUAGUUUACUGCAAAAUUGUAUAUACUAAGUUAAAUUUUGUUGAUAAUGUUGAGAAUUAAUUAUCUUAAUGAAAUUUUAAAAUUUAUAUACGUAUUAUGAAACACUGAAAAUUAAAAUCUAUUUUUAUUUAAAACUAAAAUAACAAUAAUUUAAUUAAUAAAAAGAAAUUAUUUUUGAAUUAUUGAAAACGAAAUCGUUAUUGGCACCGAUACGGGGAAAUUUACGGGAAAUACGGGGACAUUUACGGGUUUCACACACAAUGUAAUCAGUCCUACACACACAAUGGUGGCUAUAUUUACCGUAAAUUUUUCUGUAAUUUGUAUAAAUGUCCCCGUAAGUUCCCCCGUAUUCGGUGCCAUUAGCGUUACUGUAUUGAAAAAACAAAUUUAUAA